CAGUAAUAGCUCGACGAGAGAGAGAGCGCGUACGAUAUUGAAAAAGAGGGAGGGAUGGGGAGAAUUGGGCAUAACACACAAAGGGAUAGAAUCAAAGCUUCGGAUUUCAGGAAUUGCUAUUGGGAAUAGAGAAAGUGUAUAAGUAAUCGGUGGCAGAUAUGGCAGUGAGCGCGUGGCAGGCUCUGUCUCCGCUGCAGUGGGCUCGCUGGGGCUGGGACACGCUGCUGGGAGGGACAUCUGAAGAGGAUGGGGCAGACCCAGCCCUAGGGCUCCUCCAGAGCCUCAGCUGGACCUCCAGACAUGAUUACAUGAUCCAUGGCAGGCAGAGGAGCUCAGACUCAGACGGAGCGUUCGAAACCCCUGAGUCCACCACCCCUGUGAAGUCUGCUUCCCCACCAGUGUCCCCAACAGAGCCCCCCUGCACCAAAUCAGAGGCAUUGUCCCCAGAACACACAGCUUCCACUGCUGACAUCUCUGCCAGUGAAGCUGAAGAGCCGAAACAGCUUCAACCUCUCAGCCGCUCUCAAUCCAGAGCCUUUGAUGAGGACAAACCAAUAGCUGCUAGUGGCAUCUAUAACCUAGAUUACUUAAUUGCUGAUGACCCCGUCCCAGAAUCAAAUUUUGGGUCUGGACCAUCAAGCAGAGCGCCUCUUACCCGCUCUCUAAGCCUACAGUCAGGUGAGUUAGAGAGCCCAGGAGACAAGCCCUCAGGAGGAACCUCCGAAAAACUCAUUCACACACAAGCAGAGUCCUUCAGCACAGGAACAGAAAGCGCUCCGGGAACACUUCGUAAAGUGAAGAAGCCCCGUUCAGGUUCCCUAAAGAAGAAACCUCUUUCCCAGCAGAACUCAAACCCAGAGCAUUCCUCUCCCAAAACAGUUUCCUCUAGCAAUACACCAGAAGAGAAAAAGAGAGGAAAACUACAUCCCGAAAGUCCCUUGCAAACUCAAGAGAGGCCUAGUUCCUCUCCCAGCCCUAGUCCUAGUGGUUCCCUGCGGAGGAACAGGAUAAAGACUCGAGUUGAGAGUCCUCCACCUUUGCCUGAGGAGGUCACUACCAGCUCAAUAUCAAGUCCUGUACCUGAGGCUCCAACUGUCCCUGACGAGGAGUCUCCUAUCCCUCCAACUGCCUCCUACAAAUGGGAUCCAGACAACUUUGAGAAUAUUGACCCAUUCUGUACAGGAGGCAGUAAAGUCGCCAACUCGCCGGUCUUGGGCAGGAAAGCCGACUUUACAUCAGUUUCAGACACCCCUGUUGCUGUAGAGGAGCCUUGUGCCUCUUCUCCUGCUAAAGAACAACCCAUUAACACUGAGGAACAGCCAAUCAACACUGAGGAACAGCCAAUCACAAAGCGCCAAUCAGUCAGACUGGAGUUUGACUAUUCAGAGGACAGUGGAGAGGCACCUCGCAAUACUCCUCCUCCUAAAAUCCUAGGCAAGAAACCAGGGGCCAAGAUGCCCAUCCGAAAGCCCAAACUGGGGAUUAAGAAGGCCCCUCCACCGCAGACAGAGCAGCUAGACAAUGCACCUAUCCCUGCACUGACAAAUGAUAUGGAUGAUAUCCCAAUCCCCAAGGGGCUAUAUAACUUUGAUCCCAGCAAGUGGGAUGACCCUAACUUUAAUCCAUUUUCUUCAAGCACUGGUAUCCCCAACUCUCCUGGCCUGCCUAAAGGAUCUCACAGCUUUGGUCCUGACUCCUCUGAUGACACAGCCGAUCCCUUCAAAUCAUCCAACAAGAUGGGAAGCGUGCCUCCAAAAGCUGCCUCUUUUGACAAGUCCAACAAUGACAACGAGAAUGACAACGAUAACAUUGUUGAGUUGGAGGACCACAACCAGAACAAACCUGCCAAGAGCAAGAAGAAGCCUCUCAAAUCUAACACUUUUAGAGUGAAGAAAUCACCAAAGAGGACUCCGAUUACUGAGCCGUCUGCUCAAUGUUGUCCUGUGUGUUCUCCAAUCUCGCCCUCCACUUCACACACACAUAAUCACCUUCAGGAGCACUCACCUGACGCCAAUCCUGAGCCUUCACAAGAUCACGCCACAGAUGAGGAGAAACUGGCUUCCUCCACCAGUCAGAAAUGGACUAGACAUGACAUAGAGGUGGAGCUGACCUCUGACUCCCAAGACUUCCCACAGCCGACUGACUUUACAGCUUUUGUCAACGAGAACAGUUUACCCAUACAGAGUGAUGUUACAGAUUAUGAGAUUGAAUACAUGGAAAAGAUCGGUUCCUCCACAGCUCCUCUCUCGGUGAUGAAACCAUCACUUUAUCUGAAGCUGGACUCUGUGCCAGACAGUCCAACAAAGACUUCCAACAAACAAGAUUCAGAGCCCAAUUCUCCCUGCACUGGGAGCUUCGAGGAGAUGGAGGCUCAAAUCUCACAGGGGAAAUCACCUGUGCUGCCACCACGUGGUGCUCGUGACUCUAUGGCCUCAGAGAAGAGCAGAAAGAGGGACGGCCAGUCUCAGAAUCGAACACCGAGCAACCAUAGAGAUGGAGCGUCCCCAAUCCAGGGCCCAGUGGAUCCCUCAGAUCUGCCCCUCUUAGACAGGCUGUCUGAUUCACCUGCCCCUCUCAGCUACCUGGAACCUGAUCUGGCAGAGACCAACCCCACUGCCUUUGCUCAAAAACUGCAGCAGAGAGAAAUGGUCUCACCGGAGGACAGUGGGGUUUCGAAGAGCUCCCUCUAUUCACUAUCAGGAUACAUUGAAGGGGAAAGCCCUCAUUUGCCGUGUGACAUGGACCACUCUCUUGCCAUCGCCCGAGAAGAGAUUGUUAUAAAAGAGAAAGAAGCCAUGGAGUGGAAAAGAAAAUACGAAGAGAGUAGACGGGAGGUGGAGGAGAUGAGGAAGAUAGUUAUGGAGUAUGAGAAGACUAUUGCAGAGAUGAUUGCCAUGCCUGAGGGUGAACAGAGGGAGAAGACUCUGUCUCAUCACACUAUCCAACAGCUGAUUCAGGAAAAGGACCAGGCUUUAGCUGAUCUCAACUCUGUGGAGAAAUCUCUCGCUGACUUGUUCCGUCGCUAUGAGAAGAUGAAGGAUGUUUUGGAAGGCUUCCGCAAGAACGAGGAUGUGCUGAAGAAAUGUGCACAGGAGUACCUGUCUCGUGUACGUAAGGAGGAGCAGCGCUACCAGGCCUUGAAGAUCCAUGCUGAGGAGAAACUGGAUAAGGCGAAUGCUGAUAUCGCUCAGGUGAGAGGCAAAGCCAAGCAGGAGCAGGCAGUGUAUCAGGCGAGUCUGAGGAAAGAACAGAUGAAGGUGGACUCACUGGAGCGCACACUGGAACAAAAGAACAAAGAGAUUGUGGAACUGACCAAAAUUUGUGAUGAACUGAUUGCCAAAAUGGGAAAGAGCUAGCCGUCCAUUUGACAGAGCUCUGUCCAUACCACAAAGGGACACAAGAACAAUAACUGGACAAGAUGGAGGGACAAGUUAAAAGUGUUUGUUAUUGUUUUUUCCUAUUUCUAAUGGACAGAACAAUGAACUAACCAAACAAAGGGAAUUCACACUACUGAAGUCUUCACAUAAACUUGGAGUCUCUAGGACACACUAGUUUCUGGCUGUAAUUAUUUUCUCUUCAUUUCAAUGUGUUAAUGUACAGUAAACCACCUUACCUUUGUUGAGGGCUUUGUGAAAGUACUCCCGGCCAUCAGUAGAGACUUUGUUUGAAUGUCUGUAUAGCACACACACACACACAC
Carassius auratus (goldfish) is the source of this 3697-nucleotide messenger RNA. Its product is annotated as transforming acidic coiled-coil-containing protein 2. The transcript has 17 exons. Bases 159 to 3356 code for a protein of 1065 amino acids. Gene Ontology annotation, cellular component: cytoplasm. NCBI's taxonomy places the organism in Eukaryota, Metazoa, Chordata, Actinopteri, Cypriniformes, Cyprinidae. Gene Ontology annotation, biological process: nuclear migration; mitotic spindle organization; cerebral cortex development. The record is from RefSeq and is a predicted model, not a curated record.